GUAACGGUUUUUGUUUGCACUAAAGGUAUUACGCAGGAAUUCUUUGCUAUCAGGCAGACCGUGUAAAGACGGCUCACCGAGUCACUUUUGCUCGAACCGCUUCAAAAAUGAUUCGUUUAAACGAUUCUUCGAAAAUAUCCGAAACAAAAGACCGAACCGACGCCGAUGCUUUGGGCCUCCAGCUUCCCAGAACCGAUAGCUCCUUUCUCUGCUCUUAAACUUUUGAUGUUUUUCUGAACUCUAGCGACUGCACACUGUACUGUUAGCCGAAGGGAAGGCUGAAGUUUGCAGCAUGUCUCUGACGGUGUCUCAAGGGGAAGGCUUGACGGUCAUCGCCAUCGCCUCGGACCCGAAGAGCAAAUGGCCCGUUUUGUGUCAGGUUUUGAGUUUCCUCUGCUGCAGUCCGGUGUAUUCUGUGUCUCAGGGCCUGAGAAAGAAGCUGAGGAACACAAACACAGCUCUUGGGGUUAUGCAGAUAAUAUUCGGAGUCGUCAAUCUUGUGUUUGGGAUUUUGGUUAAAAGCUCUGGGAUCUGGAACAACAUGACUGAAUCCGGGCUUGUGUUCUGGAUCGGUGGAGUGGUCCUUAUAAUCGGAAUCGUGACUGUUCUUGCAGCCAAGUUUCCCAGUCCUGUCCUACUGGUCAUCGCAGCGAUUCUGAAUGUCGUCAGUGCUGGACUGGCUAUCACAGCUAUAGUGAUGUGUUCGGCGGACCUGGCCACCGGAAAUCAUCUAUAUUGUGACACCGGCUAUAACUCGUUUUACAACUCUGAUGUAACGUCUUCCCCUGAACAGAAGAGACGGACUGAGAUCUGUUUGGAGUACAAAUACCGCAGUCAGAUGAUCCUCGGAGGACUAGAUAUCAUGAUGAUAGUGCUGUCGGUCCUUCAGAUCUGCGUGAGCAUCAGUUUCUGCGUUUUGACCGGGAAAGCUUUGUGCAAGAAGGAGGAAGAUGAAAAGUCGGUGGAGGAUCCAGAACUUGACAAGCCGCUGCUGGAAGACGCCGCCGCUGGUGCCGCAUGUUAAAGAUGCAAAAUAUGCCACAAUGAUUUUUCAUCAUCAUCACGUUUUCUGUAAACGUUUGUUACUGCUAGUAAACAAAGCACUUCAGCACCUUCCCUACAUUUUAUAUAUAAUAUAGCACUUCCUGACUGUGGUCUGAAAUGUAAAAGUUGAAAUGAUUUAUCUUCUUACCAGGUUUUUACCCCCAAUCUGACAUUUAAAGCAACAGUACACCCAGAAAUGAUUUAAGCAUUUAGUCACCCUCAGGCUAUCCAAGACUUUUUUCUUAGCGCUUGCUCCCCAGUGGAUCCUCUGGAGUGAAUGGGUGCCGUCCAAACAGCUGAUAAAAACAUCACAGUAAUCCACACCAUUCCAGUCCAGUCUCGAUAAGUGAACAGCUGCACGUGUGUAAUAAUCAAAUCCAUCGAGACACAUUAACUUUAAACCGUAGCUUCCGGCCAAAAUACAAGUAAAUUUUCACCAUGAAGAAUACCUGUGUACAUCUUCAGCGGCCAUUGGGUGAUUAAACUUUAAGCACAUUUUCAUUUUUGAGUGAACACAGUUCUACAAUUUAAGACUUAACCUUUAUGUUAUUGACCCUGAAUGUAGUAAAAGUAAUUUCUUAUUUUUAAGCAUACCCAAAGUCUUUUGAUUUAUUCUGUGUCUAUUUGCACUGUUCCUCCACCAGAUGGCGUUAAGAUGCUUGAUUUUAUGCAAACCGUUUGUUUUUGAAAGUUACAUACAGAAUGUUGUGUUAUCAAAAGGAGGAAGAAUUACCACAAUUACCACUAAAAACUCUAAACAUUUAAAUGAAAACGCAAUUUCAGAACAUAUAAGAUAAUUAUCUACAUAUGCAAUCUUUCUUUCUCUUUGUCUAGAUAUCUGUGGAGUUGCCAGGUGUAUAUGUAAGCAACGUUUGAUGGCUAGGGUUACAUUUACCUAAGUUUGCUGUCACUUCUGACACUGAUAAGAUUACAGCACCUUAUAUAGCAUCGCGAAUAGCGUCACAUGACCUUAUAAAGCAUCAUGAAAUAAACU
This is a messenger RNA of Puntigrus tetrazona (Sumatra barb), 2038 nucleotides long. RefSeq names its product transmembrane protein 176l.1 (gene tmem176l.1). The record is from RefSeq and is a predicted model, not a curated record. The transcript has 7 exons. Gene Ontology annotation, cellular component: membrane. The coding region runs from base 293 to 1024 and encodes 243 amino acids. Lineage: Eukaryota; Metazoa; Chordata; Actinopteri; Cypriniformes; Cyprinidae.